CUUCCACCAUUUUAAUGUAGUCAACCACAGAUGAUCCAUUAUAUUGGCCAGAUACUCAACUGGCCGCUCUAAUGUUGAAAAUAAAUGAAUUCAAAGAUGGAAGGCAGUCGGGAGGAGGCAAGAUCAGGUGGGACCAUUCUGGCCAAUGAGAGGGCAGAUAUAAAGUAUGUUUCCAACGAUUAAUGUAUUUUUCUCAAAGUUGCCGGGAUUUCACGUGUCCUACUUAUAUCAGUACACUCGUAACAACCUAAGCAUUACGAAACUUAUAUUCGAUCAAAUAAGCCACACGUAGCAAAUAAGCCAUUACAUUUUUUGUUGACCAGUUUCGGCACUCUCUCAUUGACCUCCAUUCAAAAAUGCGUCACUUGGUGAGCGAAAGAAACGAACAACGCCACCUGCUGAAGAAUAUAGAUUGUUGUCCCAGUUGUCCCUCGCUUCGCCUCUUCCUCUCUGGCUCCGCACAUCAGUGUUCUAAUCAUUAGCCGUAGGUGCCUCCCCGUUUCGUUACGUUUUCUUCCUUUUAUGAAACUUUUUGCAACAUAAUCUGCGUAAUUAUUACACCCCUUGUAGCGACUGCUCCACUUCAAAACAUAAAAAGCACUAACGUUUUGCCAGAGGAGGAUUGCAAGGAGAGUUUGUGUCGGAGUCUGUUCCAGAAAGAAGUAGGUCCAGACUGAUCCAGCUAAGGAGUGAUACUGAGCAGAUACAUGGAUAGCCAAAUGAAGCAACGUGUCUUCACUGGGGUCGUGACACAGCUCCAGGAGCAUUAUGGGAUGGUGGACCAGGAAGUGCGUUUUCAGAAGAGUGUGGUGAAGGGGAGAGUUCCGGCGCUGGGGGAGAGGGUGCUGGUGAAGGCUGUCCUGGAUCUGUCUCAAUCACACAGCUGGAGCGCCCAGAGAGUACAGACCCUCACAGAACACACACAGACGGCAAAGUUUCCUCGUCCUCUCCUGCCCUCCAUGAUGCCUGCACACGCACAGAAACCGGGCAUUCUGGGUAGCAAGCCGCAGCCUCUCCUCAAAUCUCCCAAGAUCCCUCCUCUCAUCCCCAGCAUCCUUCACACUGUGGCCAAGCCGGGGUUGCUGCAGACUCCAUCAUGGGGGGGUCAGUUUGAGGGCUGGGGCAGAGGCAUCAGGAAGAGACCUGCUGAGGCAGGGAGACGAGGAGACCGCCGGGAGGACAGUGGAGUGAGGGGUUGUGACCAGAAGAGGAGGAGGUGGAAGGAGGAGGAGGAUAAGGGAGCUCACCCCAAAAAGACCUCCCCUACCCCAGUUCAGAGUUCCGCCCUCUUCUCUUGCUUCCCCAGGGAUUGUGUGUCCUGUGACAGUCUAGAGCUACAGCGUCGUUACCCCCAUCUCCCUCUCCCCCCAUCCGUCUGCCACCUGUCAAUCAGUUGGAUUGACAGCUUUCCUCCCGCCCAGCCCCUCCCCUUCCCCCUCCCGCAGCCCUGCCUUUACCAUAUAGGCCCCGUCGAGCCUGACCAACACACACACACUGAGAGAGAGGGCGCAGAGUGCACUGUAAAGGUGCUGCUGUUGUCCAUGGCCAGUUCAGAGGAGCUGUACAGACAGUGCUGUGGGCUGCAGGACCUGAAAGACCAGCAGGAGGGUGCUGUGCACCCUGCCUCUCUCAUCAAGUUCCUGUUGGGGGAGGUAGGGGGUGAGUUUCGGGCCCUGGGAGGUCCGUGGUGUCUUGAGACAGAUGGCGGCGGUCCCAGUCCACUGAAGGACCCUCGGGCACUGCUGAGGACAGCCCUGCGCUGUGUGAGGGAACAGAGUGGACUGGACCUCAGCGGCUGCUCCCAGUGGUAUAAGAUGGCUGAGCUGAGCUAUGUUUGUGAGGGGAAGCUGGAGACAGUGGUGUUUUUGUUACCUGAUGUCUGGCGGAUCGUACCUACAGAGGACGACUGGAGCACACUCAGGACUCAGGAGGAGGAAGGGGCCCCUCUCCCUGCUGCUCCAUGCCUGGUUGCAAGGCCUCGUCCUGGGCUAGCCCUCUGCCCCGUCCCCCUCUCCUCUCUCCUGGAGCCCCACACCUCCACAACCAAGGAGGCCUUUGAGGUGGGCUUGCUGGCAGAGUUGUUUUGUGAGAUGCUUCAGAGGGACUUUGGUCUACUGCUCUACCGCUGUCUCGGCUCUCUAACGCCUACACCCACACCCACGGAGGAUGAACAGAUAAAGAAGGACAAAAGGCAGAGAAUACGGGAUGAGAGGAGUAAAAGAUUUCAGGAAAGAGGAGAGAGCAGAGGGAGAGCAGCGGAGGAGACUGAUGACGAUGGAGAAGAGAUAGAUGAGAAAGAAACAGAGGGAGAAAGCGAGAUGUUGGGAGAGGAGGGAAUUACUAGUGAGAAUUCAGACGGCCUCUUAAAGCACAAUGUGCUGUCUCGUAGGGUGUUGUUGGCCUGUGUGUUCUUUGACAGACAGCUCACUGGCAGCCUCAGACAAGCAGACCUUCACAACAUCUUACUGUCACUAGGGCUGUGGCUCACACCCACCCAAGUCCAGGUGUUGUUGAAUAAGGUGUGUGUGGAGGGGCAAUGUCCAUACAGGAUGCUAGCCUCUCGCUGGGAGGAGACGGAACACACAGAACCUGAUAUCAGCAUGGAAGGUAACCGUGGGUUGUUUCGUGGAGCUCCAAAGAAGGAGAAGGCUUGUGGCCGGAAGUCUGGGGGAUCCAGGGGGCCAGCUGCAGCUGUGGGGGCUGAGGUGGUCUCCUACAAGGGCAGUGUGGUAAACAUCCCCAGCCUGCUACAGGCCCUGGAAGCAGCAGACAGAACACGGAAAGCCCUGGAGCUACGCAUCGCCACUCUACAGGACGCACUGGUGGAUGCUGCGGCUGUCACUCAUGGCCAGGAGGAGGGUCUUAACAGCAGGCUGGAGAAGGCGGAACUUCGAAGCUCAUCCUAUGAGAAGAAACUGAAAGAGGAUGCUGGUCACAUGUUCGCCCUCAUCCACAAAAUGCAGGAAAUGGUCGACAAGACGACAAGCCUGACUCAAUCAAAAACAGCAAAUGAAGAGCACUGAUUGGUCGGAGCAGAACAGAGAAUUGAAGAUAAAGUUGAAAGAUUACAUUAUUACAUACACACGCACCAGCCGGCGUGACGGGGAUGAGUGAGUGACUACACACACAUACAGUCAUGACUGAAAGUAUUGGCACACUUGAUAAAGAUGAGCAAAAAAGACUGUAUAAAAUAAAUAAUACAAUUACUGAGCUAUAAUGUAUGCUCCCAAAUUUUUUUAAAUGAUAUGAUUUUAUACUAAUACAACUGCUCAAUGAAAGAUUUUGUUUUUCUCAAUAAGAUGGGGUCAAAAUUAUUGGCACCCCUCUUUUCAAUACUCCGGCACCUUUGUGAGGAUAACGGCACAGCCUUUUUCUAUAAUGUUUUAUGAGAUUGGAGAACACUUUGAGAGGGAUGUUAGACCAUUCCUCCAUACAGAAUCUUUCCAGAUUAUUGAUAUUCUUCAGUCUGUGCUCAUGGACUGCCCUCUUCAAUUCAAACCACAGGUUCAAUGGGGUUCAAGUUCGGAGACAGAGCUGGCUAUUGCAAAAUGUCGAUUUAUUUUACAUUUUUUUAUAUAUAUAUAUUUUUGUGGUCAAUUAACCAUUUCUUUGUAGAAUUUGAUGUGUGCUUGGGGCUAUUGUCUUGCUGGAAGAUCCAGUUGCAGCUAAGUUUCAGCCUCCUGGCAGAGGCAACCAGGUUUUGGGCUAAAAUGUCCUGGUACUGGGUAAAGUCCAUCAUGCCGUUGACCUUAACAAGGGCCCCAGGACCAUUGGAAACCAAAUAUCCCCAUAACAUCAAAGAUCCACCACCACAUUUUACAGUAGGUAUGGGGUUAUUUUCUGCAUAUGCAGAUGCCAGACCCACCACUGGUGGGUGGGUGGGUGUGUGUGUGUGGCCAAAGAGCUCUAUGUUCAUGUCAUCUGACAAUAGCACCAGUUCCAAUCCAAGUACCAAUGCCAUUUAGAAUACUCCAGGCGUUUACAUUUGUUGGAUAUCAUAUUUCUUUAAUGCCAAAUCAGUGUGUCUUGUUUGCAAUGAAACUGUCCCCAUACAGCUUGUUUCUAGCAGAGAGCAUUGCGGACCAUAGCACUGUUAUAGAUCACAUCAGUUUUUAUUUUUCUUCAAAAAUAGAUAGGAAGAAAUAGGCUCCAACACCAAGCCCUCUUGAAAUGAAUUAUUCCUACUCUGAUUUGCUUACUUUCAGCACCAUGAGCUGUCCAUUUCCCAUUGAUUGUGCCGCAGCUGCUGCUUCAAGUUUCAGCACCACAAAGUAAAUUACUGAAAUCUGGCUUAUUGUGAGAUCAAUAACUCUGAUAAAUACAUCAUUGGCAAGAAAAAUAUUGUUUUUAAUCAAAUCUAUUAUAGCAGUAGCAAGCUAUAGGCUCAGAACAUAGGCUAUAGGCUAGUCUGUGCGCAAGACUGCAUUUUCUAGACUAGGCCUAAUAAAUAAAUAAAAAUCUGAAUAAGCCAUUGACUCUCCUGAACUGCUACCGUAGUCCAGCACAGCCAUUGGUUAGGCAGCACACUAACGUUUUGGAUGAGCAGAGCAGGCCGGGGUUGGAAUAUCCAUUGCAGUGUGUUAUGCAACCCAGUUUUAUUUACACCAUCCCAGCAGCCAUCUUAGAAAUAUAACUUUGCUCUAUGCUUCUCCCAGCAUGCACUUUGUAUUCUAUAGGCUAUGGAUAAUUUGAUUGAACCACACUAAAUAGCCUGUAAGCACACUUGAUAUUCCGCACCCAGCAGAGAAUCAGAGUUGAGGGGCAGCAUCGGGCACACGUCAAUCUAUAGCCAAUUAAGCAACUCAUUCGAAAACGCUGAAAAUAUUGACAUUUCAUCAAUUACAUGACUCUCCCCUGGACUAGAAAAAAAAAAAAUGUAUAUAUAUAUACUACCGGUCAAAAGUUUGGGGUCACUUAGUUGUUUUUGAAAGAAAAGCAAACAUUUUUGUCCAUUAAAAUAACAUCAAAUUGAUCAGAAAUACAGUGUAGACAUUGUUAAUGUUGUAAAUUACAUUAAUGACAUUGUAAAUAACAUUCUAAGUGACCCCAAACUUUUGACCGGUGGUGUAUACACAAAACCCUCCAGUUAACCAUUCUGUAAAUGUUUAUCCAUCCUCUACUGUAAAAUAUGGUGGUGGAUCUUUGAUAAGCUCAGAAUGUCAAGGAUCUGAUUCUGUAUUGGGGAAUGGUCUCAGAUCCCUCCCAAUGUGUUCUCCAAUCUAAUAAAACAUUUUGGAAAAUAUGUAUUUUAUUUCAUGAUGUCAAUGUUACUGCAAACAUUCUUCAUUCAACAACUCUACUUCCAUCUAUCAUUGUGAUUUGGCAGGAAUAAACACGUUUGACUUUAAAAAA
This is a messenger RNA of Salmo salar (Atlantic salmon), 5352 nucleotides long. RefSeq names its product cell cycle and apoptosis regulator 2 (gene ccar2). NCBI's taxonomy places the organism in Eukaryota, Metazoa, Chordata, Actinopteri, Salmoniformes, Salmonidae. The record is from RefSeq and is a predicted model, not a curated record. Gene Ontology annotation, biological process: regulation of DNA-templated transcription. Gene Ontology annotation, cellular component: nucleus.